GCAACAGAUCAAAACAAGUAUAUAGUAAUCAACGAACGAAACGAUGGGAGUUCACGCUGAAGAAGCCGAAACCUACAAGAUUAAGGGCAACGAUGCCUUUAAAGCUGAAAAAUAUGAAGAGGCGAUAUCAUUGUACUCUAAGGCAAUUGAGCUCGCCGAAAAAGACUGCCGGGACUUGGCCACAUACCUGAAAAAUCGCGCUGCUGCCUAUCUAAAAACGAAGGAGUACGAUAGAGCUAUAAAAGACUGCGACCAAGCAUUAGAUAUUAUUCCUGAGGAUCCGAAAGCUCUAUUUCGACGAUCACAAGCGUUGGAGAGUUUGGAAAGAUAUGAAGAAGCUUAUAGAGACGCUAAGGCGAUUUUCACAGUGGAACCGACGAAUAAAGCGGUGCAGCCCGUUCUAGCUCGGUUGCAUGCAAUUGUCCAAGAAAGAGCGCGGCAAAGUGCGCAAACCAGCAACAAAGUCGAUCAAAUGUUCAAACUCGCCUUUAAACUUGAAGAAGAUAAGGAGAAACGAGAAAAAGCUAUGUCCAAUCUUCUCGUACUCGCCAAAGAGAGCACAGGUGCUGAAAUUAUGAUCAAAAAUGGUGUUGUACACAAAAUACAACAGCUAUUAAAAGUCGAAAAGAAUCCUGACAUUUAUGCAAAUGCUGUAAGAGUUAUCAGUCAGCUCUGCAAGAGGGAUGUGAAUAGAACAAAGCAGGUCAUCAAAGUUGUUGGCGUUCCAUGGUUCCUGGAGAUUAUCGACAGUGACAAUGAAGAGAGGGUUAAUGCAGCUCAAUAUUGUCUGCAAACUAUAUUGGACACAUUUACUGGUAUGGACAGUAAGAAAGAAAUAAAACCUGACCCUCAAAAGUGUGAGGAAUACAAAACUGAAAUUGACACACUUUUGACUUGCCUGACCUAUUCUAUUACCAAUACAGUAAUUAGUGGCCUUGCAAGAGAUGCCAUUAUGGAACUUAUUAUGAGAAAUUGUCACUACUCUGCUAUCAAUUGGGCUGACAGAUUUGUUGAAAUUAAAGGUUUACAGAGAUUGCUUGAAGUGUGUAGUGAACUUGAAGAGUACAAGUAUGAAUCUGCAAUGAACAUCACUCCAUCAUCUAGGACCAUAGCAGCAGCUUGCCUGGCUAGAAUAUAUGAGAACAUGUAUUAUGAUGAAGCAAGGCAGAAGUUCAACAGUCAAGUAGAUGAUUUUAUCAAGGGUAAACUGCUUACACCAGACCUAGAAUCUAAAGUGAGAGUCACAGUGGCUAUAACAUCAUUACUCAGAGGCCCUCUGGACGUAGGGAACUAUGUCAUCUCUAAGGAAGGUAUUGUGGAAAUGAUUUUGGUCAUGGCCCAGACUGACGAUCCUCUGCAACAAAGGGUGGCCUGUGAAUGUUUAAUCGCAGCUGCAUCGAAGAAGGACAAGGCAAAAACUAUUAUUGAUAAAGGUGUUGAUGUCCUAAAAAAGUUAUAUCAGUGCAAAAAUGAUGCUGUCAGAGUUAGAGCUCUUGUUGGUCUCUGCAAACUUGGAAGUUUUGGAGGUGAUGAUGCUUCAAUUCGCCCAUUUGCUGAAGGUUCUACAAAGAAAUUAGCUGAAGCCUGCAGGAAGUUCCUUGUCAACCCAUCAAAGGAUAAGGACUUGAGGAAAUGGGCAGCUGAAGGUCUCUCAUAUCUUACUUUAGAUGCUGAUGUGAAGGAAAAAUUGGUGGAAGAUAGAGCUGCACUGCAAUCUUUGAUAGAACUGGCCAAAACUGGUGAUCAAUCUUGCCUUUAUGGUGUUGUAACCACUCUAGUUAACCUCUGUAAUGCAUAUGAAAAGCAAGAAGUUCUUCCUGAGAUGUUGGAACUGGCAAAGUUUGCUAAACACCAUGUGCCAGAGCAACACGAGUUAGAUGAUCCUGAUUUUGUGAACAAAAGGUUGACUGUAUUAGCCAAGGCUGGAGUCACUUCAGGUUUAGUUGCUUUGGCCAAAACUGAGAGUCAUAAUUCAAAGGAACUGAUUGCUAGAGUUUUCAAUGCCAUCUGCAGUCUUCAGGAACUUAGAGGAAUUGUAGUUCAGCAAGGAGGAGCAAAAGUAUUGAUCCCAAUGGCUUUGGAAGGCACCAAAAAUGGCAAGAAGCAAGCUGCACAAGCUUUAGCUAGGAUUGGUAUUACAAUCAACCCCGAAGUUGCUUUCCCUGGACAAAGAAAUUUAGAAGUAGUAAGGCCUUUGGUAGCAUUAUUACACCCUGAAUGUUCUGCUCUAGAAAAUUUUGAAGCCCUAAUGGCUCUCUGUAACUUGGCUGGGAUGAAUGAGACUACAAGGAAUAGAAUUUUGAAAGAAGGAGGUCUGACUAAAAUUGAGCAAUACAUGUAUGAGGAUCACAUGAUGCUACAGAGAGCAGCUACCCAAUGUAUUUGUAAUCUGAUGCAAUCAGAGGAUGUCAUAAGGGCAUUUGAGAGUCAGAAUGACAGAGCUAAGUACUUAUACCUUUUAUGCCAAGAAGAGGAUGAGGACACAGUAAUGGCUGCAGCUGGUGCUCUGUGUGUUCUUACAUCAGUCAGUAAAUCUUGUUGCAGAAGAUUACUUGACUUAGAAUCCUGGCCAGAAACACUAAGGUGCGUGCUUGCACAUAACAAUAAGGAAAUCCAGUAUAGAGGUACCUACAUGUUAUACAACAUUGUCAAAGGAGACAAAGAUAUGGCUGCAAAAUUAUUUGAAACUGAUGUGUUGGAGAUUCUAAUGGCUUUGACAAAAUUAGAAGAUCCAGCCCAAAAGAGGACUAAGGAUUUUGCAGAGAAAUGUUUGAGUGAAGCCGAGGAACUAGGCGUUAUUAGAAAACCACAAGGAGGCGAUCAAUUGCAAGAUCCGUUUACAGAAGAAAAUGUUAGUGAUGAUGAAGUUCAAUAAAUUUUAUUAGAUCACACAACCUAGUGUCAUAAUAAAAGUAGAUAAU
Molecule: messenger RNA, 2921 nt
Organism: Hyposmocoma kahamanoa
Lineage: Eukaryota; Metazoa; Arthropoda; Insecta; Lepidoptera; Cosmopterigidae
Gene: unc-45
Product: protein unc-45 homolog B
Exons: 1
Coding region: 44-2875 (943 amino acids)
Molecular function (GO): Hsp90 protein binding
Source: RefSeq, a predicted model, not a curated record